Messenger RNA from Spizellomyces punctatus DAOM BR117, 1588 nucleotides. Its product is annotated as tRNA (guanine-N2-)-methyltransferase. Gene Ontology annotation, cellular component: cytoplasm. The coding region runs from base 145 to 1518 and encodes 457 amino acids. The transcript is spliced from 12 exons. Lineage: Eukaryota; Fungi; Chytridiomycota; Chytridiomycetes; Spizellomycetales; Spizellomycetaceae. The record is from RefSeq and is a predicted model, not a curated record. Gene Ontology annotation, biological process: methylation. Gene Ontology annotation, molecular function: nucleic acid binding.
CUAUUAUCCGCCUUCCUUCGUUGCUUCCCAUUGAGCGAGGGCGGAAAACCAAUUUCGUAAGCCAUCACAACGGGCAAAUGGCAAAGUCAUGGACAUGAAGCAUGGCACAGUCAUCAAGAAUGUGAAAAGCCACGAUACAAGAAGAUGAAAGUUGGAAAUGGAGAUCUUGGUCCCAAACCGUUGAAAUUCACAAUGCCUACGUACUUGAUACAUUUCGCUCAGUUUCAUAUGGAAUUUCGGCUUCCAGAGCUGGACUCGUUGGCCAUACUGGAAGCCGUAGAGUUGCGAUAUGACCCUGCAGCAUAUUCCAACGAUAGUCCAUUCAUGUUGGUGGAGAUCCCAAAUGAUGACGACGCUCGGAAACUUGUAAAACGAUCUAUACUUGUGAAACAUAUUGUAAGACUUUGGGCUGAAUCACCGACACUUGAGGACAUACUAGAAACAAUCAAAGAUGCUCGAGAGCUGCAUGCACCAUACCUAAAAAGUAGUUUCAAGUUUAUUGUUGCAGCCUUUGGGUACACAAUCGAGUUAGACGAACAGAUCUCCCGUAUCGAACGAUUCUCCUUUCUUCCAUUCGAGGGACCUAUUGAUCUGAAGAACCCGGACGUUACAUUCGCGUACUACGAGGAUUAUGGGAAACCAUCUGCACAAGAGGGUGCGGUGAGGGAGGCUAAUAAACCAAAAAGAGUUUUUUUUGGAGUAUUGCUGGCAAGCGGUAACCGUGGAGUGGUAACAACAUAUGACCUCAAAAAACGAAAAUAUUUGGGAACAACAUCAAUGGAUGCUGAGUUGUCGCUUGUGAUGGCGAAUCAAGCAUUGGUUCGUCUAGGAUCAUUUGUCUUAGACCCAUUCGUGGGCACUGGCAGUUUUCUAAUGACAUGUGCACAUUUCGGAGCCUUCACGAUGGGUGCGGAUAUUGAUGGACGACAAAUUCGAGGAAAGGAUAGACGAAACAUCCAGUCGAACGCUGUGCAGUAUGGGUUGACUGGACGAGUACUGGAUAAUGUGGUCUGCGAUUUGGCGCAUCACCCUUGGCGAAUACAACCAGUUUGGGAUGCGAUAGUGUGCGAUCCACCAUACGGUGUACGUGCUGGUGCGAAGAAGAUCGGAAAUAAUCCCAAAAUAAAACCUCCACCAACCGUACUAAAGUCAAACGGUGAACCGAGGUAUCCUCAAACCGUCCCUUAUGAAAUGAACGAUGUGAUAGUCGAUUUGAUCGAUUUUGCCGCUACAUUCCUGGUUCCUGGGGGAAGGCUCGUCUACUGGCUCCCGACAGUCACCGAUGAAUAUGUCCCGGAAGACGUCCCAAUACAUCCGAAAUUCAAACUAGUUGCGAAUAGCGAACAGAAUUUUGGCAAAUGGGCUCGACGGCUCAUCACAAUGGAGAAACUACGAGGCGAUGAAGAGUUGGUUGGAGUUGAUCUGGAGAGAGGAGCCGAGCCGGCAACGGCCGUCCCUGCGCAUUCAAAGUUCCGUACAAAGUACUUUGAAUGUGUGCGAGGUGUAGAAAACUUAUAGGUUGCCAGAGAACCUUGUGAAUAUAAUAGAUUUCUCUGCUGCCCAAUACAUUUUAUAUUGAAUUUCUGAA